This is a messenger RNA of Rhododendron vialii, 6391 nucleotides long. RefSeq names its product putative callose synthase 8. Lineage: Eukaryota; Viridiplantae; Streptophyta; Magnoliopsida; Ericales; Ericaceae. The record is from RefSeq and is a predicted model, not a curated record. Gene Ontology annotation, biological process: (1->3)-beta-D-glucan biosynthetic process. The transcript has 41 exons. Gene Ontology annotation, molecular function: 1,3-beta-D-glucan synthase activity. Gene Ontology annotation, cellular component: plasma membrane; 1,3-beta-D-glucan synthase complex. The coding region runs from base 323 to 6208 and encodes 1961 amino acids.
ACAGUCCAAAACCCAUCUCUCUCUCUCUCUCUCUCUCUCUCUCUCUCUCUCUCUCUCUCUCUCUUCUCACUUCCUUCUCCUCGUCGAUCACAACACAAAAAGCUACCAGACCAAACUCCAUCAAAAAGCAAAAGCAAAAGCUCUCUCUCUCACACACCCCCCCACUUUCCAUGCAAACGAUUAGAAAAAAGCUUUCCCAAAAGCAAAAAAUCACAUUGAAAACGAAAACAAUGAAUAUGCAUAUAAGAUCCCAUGUUCAGUCUCCUACCCACAUUCACUAUUCCCCUCCUCUCUCAACUCCUUUGGUUUCUGAGGAGAAACGAUGUCCAAAGAAAUCGUUGUUGCAGAGCCCACAGGUGAAGGUUGCAGCAGCAGCGGUAAUAACAGUCACAACAGAAGAGAGUAUACCAGUCGGAACGCUAGACCAUUUACAAGAUCAAUCACUUGGGGCCGUGAUGAUCCUGAGCCCGAGCCAUUCGACAGCGAGAAGUUGCCGGUGUCUUUAGUUUCGGAGAUUCAGAGGUUCCUUAGGGUUUCCAAUUUGAUCGAAACUGAGGAGCCUCGUGUUGCCUAUCUUUGCCGCUUUCAUGCUUUUGAAGUAGCACAUAAUUUGGAUCGGAACUCAAAUGGACGGGGAGUGCGGCAAUUCAAAACUUCUCUUCUCCAGCGACUUGAACAGGAUGAAGAACUUACUAUCUUAAGAAGGAAGGAAAAGAGUGAUUUACGUGAACUCAAACGUGUUGAUCAUGAGUAUGAAGACUACAUUAUCAAACAUGGUGCAGAGUCUGCAGACUGUAAUCCUAGAAACAGAGAAAAGUUGAUUAAGGCACGGGCUAUUGCUUCUGUUCUCUGUGAAGUAUUGAAUACAGUUUACAAAGUGGCGGGUUCCAAGGCCCUCGUUGAUAGGGACAGCAUCAACGACAAGUCCGCAUUGUUUGUGCCAUAUAAUAUCCUUCCCCUUGAUGAAGGAGGUGUUCAUCAACCAAUAAUGCAGCUCCCUGAGAUUAAAGCUGCUGCUGUUGCUAUCCACAACAUUCAUCAUUUACCUUUUGUGGAGGAUUUUCGGAAACAAGUGGCUUGCAUGGAUUUAUUUGAUUGGCUCCAAUUUUGUUUUGGAUUCCAGAAAGGAAACGUUGCCAACCAGAGGGAGCAUCUGAUGUUACUGCUGGCUAACAUCCAUGUUCGAGAAAGUGCUAAGAAAACGAAUAUGUUAAAGUCAGGGGAUGAAGCUGUCAACAUAAUGAUGAAGAAAUUUUUCAAGAACUAUACUAACUGGUGCAAAUUUUUGGGAAGAAAGAGCAACAUUCGAUUGCCAUACCUGAAAGAGGAGGCCCAACAACAUAAGCUUCUGUAUCUAGGGCUUUAUCUUCUCAUAUGGGGGGAAGCUUCAAACUUGCGAUUUAUGCCAGAGUGCCUCUGUUAUAUUUUUCACCAUAUGGCAUAUGAGCUGCAUGGUAUGUUGAUUGGUGCUGUUAGCAUGACUACAGGAGAAAAGGUCAUGCCAGCAUAUGGAGGAGGCUCUGAGUCUUUUCUUAACAGCGUAGUUACCCCAAUCUACAAGGUUAUACUUGAGGAAGCUAUGAAGAGCAAAAAUGGGACAGCUGAUUAUUCUACAUGGAGAAACUAUGAUGAUUUGAACGAAUACUUCUGGUCUCCUGAUUGUUUUGAAAUAGGAUGGCCCAUGCGUCUGGACCAUAAUUUCUUCUUUGUACAAAAGUUGACUGAUCCGAAGUUCAGAAACGGUCAGAGAUCAGUUAAGGAUAUUCAGGAAAAGAAGAAUGAACAAAAUUUAGAUGAAGCAGUAGAGGCUAUGACCGAUGGAGAGAAGGUGCAAAAAUGGUUAGGAAAGACAAAUUUUGUAGAGGUUCGAUCAUUUUGGCAGAUUUUUAGGAGCUUUGAUAGGAUGUGGAGCUUUUUAAUCCUCUCCCUUCAGGCAAUGAUAAUAAUGGCAUCUCAUGAACUGGAAUCACCAUUCCAAGUGUUUGAUGCAACAAUUCUUGAGGACGUUAUGAGCAUCUUUAUUACAUUGGCGAUUCUUAAACUCAUACAAGCUAUUCUUGACAUAGCCUUUACUUGGAAAGCUAGUUGCUCGAUGGACUCCUCUCAAAUUCUAAAGCAUGGGCUCAAGGUUGCGGCUGCGGUGAUAUGGAUUAUUGUUCUUCCUGUAUGUUAUGCUGGCUCUAGAAGAAAAUAUACUUGUUACUCUACAGCAUAUGGCACUUGGCUUGGAGAAUGGUGUUACUCCCCUUAUAUGGUUGCAGUUGCAUUUUACUUGAUGACCAAUGCAAUACAUAUGGUUCUUUUUCUUGUACCCGCAGUGGGCAGAUACAUUGAGACGUCAAAUUUCCGUAUAUGUGCUAUUUUGUCUUGGUGGACUCAGCCUAGGUUGUAUGUUGGACGAGGAAUGCAAGAAAGCCAAUACUCCCAACUUAAGUAUACAGUGUUUUGGGUGCUGUUAUUGUUAAGCAAGUUCUCCUUUAGCUACAACUUUGAGAUAAAACCACUUAUUGCACCAACAAGGCAAAUCAUGAAAAUUGGGGUUAAAAAUUAUGACUGGCAUGAGCUUUUCCCAAAAGUCCAGAGUAAUGCUGGUGCAAUCGCGGCUAUUUGGGCUCCCAUAAUUCUUGUAUAUUUUAUGGACGCACAGAUAUGGUAUUCUGUUUUCUGUGCGAUAUUUGGCUGUUUUUAUGGGAUCUUGCAUCAUCUUGGAGAGAUUCGGACAUUAGGCAUGAUGAGAAGCAGAUUCCAGUCCUUGCCUUCUGCAUUCAAUACUUGCCUUGUCCCACCCCCAUCAAAUAAAGGCAACAAGCGAAGCCGUCUCUUCCGACAGAGGUUUCUGAAGGCAUCUGAAACGGAGAAGAAUAGUAUUGUUAAGUUUGUGCUGGUAUGGAACCAAAUUAUCAGCAGCUUUCGGGAAGAAGACUUGAUAAGCAACAGGGAGAUGGAUUUGAUGAAAAUACCUGUGUCAUCGGAACUUUUUUCUGGCGUUGUUCAGUGGCCUGUUUUCCUUCUAGCAAAUAAGUUCACAACAGCAUUGAGCAUUGCAAGAGAUUUUGUUGGGAAGGAUAAAAAUCUUUAUAGACAGAUUAGAAAAGAUAAUGACAUGUAUUGUGCAGUAAAGGAGUGCUAUGAAUCUCUGAAGUAUAUCCUUGAGAUGCUUGUCGUUGGUGAUCUGGAGAGAAGGGUUAUUACAGAGUUAAUUGAUGAGAUUGAGGAAAUCAUUGGAAGAUCAAGCCUUCUUGAAAAUUUCAAGAUGAGUGAACUACCAGCUCUACAAGCUACAUGUAUCGAGUUAGUAGAACUGCUGGUUGAGGGAAAUGAAGACCAUCAUAGUAAAGUUGUGAAAGCGCUCCAAGAUAUGUUUGAGCUUGUGACAGACAAUAUGAUGUUAAAUGGUUCCAGGGUAUUGGAUUCACUUCACUCCGAACAAGAAAUAGAGGAUGACGAAAUUGAAUUUUUCAGCCACAUUGAACCACAGUUAUUUGCAUCAAAGGAUUCGAUCCAUUUCCCAUUGCCAGAUAGCGGGCUUCUGAAUGAGCGGAUCAAGCGUUUUCUGUUGCUGCUUACUGUCAAAGAUACAGCUAUGGACCUACCCUCAAAUUUAGAAGCUCGGAGACGGAUUUCUUUUUUUGCAACAUCUCUCUAUAUGGAUAUCCCUUGUGCUCCCAAAGUGCGUAACAUGUUGUCAUUCAGUGUUUUGACUCCGCAUUUCAAGGAAGAAGUUAAAUUUUCUGCAAAAGAACUUCAUUCAAGCCAAGAAGAGGUUUCCAUCAGCUUUUAUAUGCAAAAGAUAUAUCCAGAUGAGUGGAAAAACUUUUUAGAACGUAAGGGGAGGAAAAAUUCUGAGGGACUGGAUGUUGAAAUUAAUGAUGAAGAUCUCAGGAAUUGGGCUUCUUUUCGAGGGCAAACUUUGAGCAGAACAGUUCGAGGAAUGAUGUACUACAAGAAAGCCUUAAAGUUACAAGCUUUUCUCGACAUGGCUGAAGAUGAAGAUAUUCUUGAAGGCUAUGAAGCCAUUGAAAGGGGGAAUGACACGUUAUCAGCUCAACUAGAUGCACUAGCAGAUAUGAAAUUUACAUAUGUCAUCUCGUGUCAAAGGUUUGGAUCACAUAAAGCAGCUGGAGAUCCCCUAGCCCAAGACAUACUUGACUUAAUGAUAAGGUACCCAUCUCUCCGUGUAGCUUAUGUGGAGGAGAAAGAAGAUAUUGUGGCAAAUAAGCCUCGGCCUCAGAAGGUUUACUCAUCCAUAUUGGUUAAAGCUGUCAAUGGUUUUGACCAGGAAAUAUAUCGCAUAAAGCUUCCUGGUCCACCAAAUAUCGGAGAGGGGAAACCUGAAAAUCAAAAUCAUGCCAUCAUUUUCACACGCGGUGAAGCUCUUCAGGCAAUUGAUAUGAAUCAAGAUAAUUACAUGGAAGAAGCUCUCAAAGUUAGAAAUGUAUUACAAGAAUUUCUAAAGCACCAUGGAAAGCGGCCUCCGACUAUUCUUGGCUUGAGAGAACACAUAUUCACGGGAAGUGUUUCUUCGUUAGCGUGGUUCAUGUCUUAUCAGGAGACCAGUUUUGUCACCAUUGGUCAAAGGCUUCUAGCAAAUCCUCUCAGGGUUCGUUUCCAUUAUGGGCAUCCAGAUUUUUUUGAUAGGGUGUUUCACCUAACAAGAGGUGGCAUAAGCAAAGCAUCUAAAACAAUAAACCUGAGUGAAGAUGUUUUUGCAGGAUUUAAUUCUACUUUACGAAGAGGAUAUAUCACCUAUCAGGAAUAUAUACAAGUUGGCAAAGGUCGUGAUGUAGGCCUUAACCAGAUUUCGAAGUUUGAAGCCAAAGUGACGAAUGGAAACAGUGAACAAACUCUAAGCCGGGACAUAUACCGCCUCGGACGUCGGUUCGAUUUCUUUCGGAUGCUAUCCUGUUACUACACAACUGUUGGGUUUUACUUUAAUAGCCUGAUAUCAAUUGUUGCAAUUUAUAUAUUCCUGUACGGGCAGCUAUACCUAGUUCUCAGUGGUUUGGAGAAAGCACUCCUCCUUGAGGCUAGAAUGCACAAUUUACCAUCAUUGGAAACUGCUCUGGGCUCCCAAUCAUUUAUACAACUAGGACUCUUAACAGGCUUACCUAUGGUAAUGGAGAUUGGACUUGAGAGAGGAUUUCUUAAUGCCAUCAAAGACUUUGUCCUCAUGCAAUUACAGCUGGCUGCUGUUUUCUUCACUUUCUCCCUCGGAACAAAAGCUCACUAUUAUGGUCGAACAAUUCUUCAUGGGGGUGCCAAAUAUAGGCCAACAGGGCGUAAGGUUGUGGUGUUUCACGCCAGCUUUACCGAGAACUACAGAUUAUAUUCAAGAAGCCACUUUGUGAAAGGAUUUGAGCUGCUGCUUCUGUUGGUUGUUUAUGAUCUGUUUAGGCGGUCCUACCAAAACAACAUGGCAUAUGUUUUGAUCACAUAUUCAAUCUGGUUCAUGUCAUUGACGUGGUUGUUUGCCCCCUUUCUCUUUAAUCCAUCUGGAUUCCACUGGGGUAAGAUAGUGGACGAUUGGAAAGAGUGGAACAAGUGGAUCAAACAGCAGGGUGGAAUAGGAAUUCGACAAGAUAAGAGCUGGCAGUCUUGGUGGAAUGAUGAACAAGCCCAUCUUCGUCAUUCUGGGCUGGGCUCGAGGUUGAUCGAAAUACUGCUAUCUCUGCGAUUUUUCAUUUACCAAUAUGGUCUUGUCUACCACCUUGAUAUAUCUGGGACAAGCAAAAAUUUCAUAGUUUAUGUGCUCUCAUGGGUGGUCAUCGUUGCAAUUUUUCUGUUAGUCAAGGCAGUGAACAUAGGGAGGCAACUACUCAGUGCUAAUUACCACCUCACGUUCAGGCUAUUCAAAGCGUUUCUCUUCAUUGGUGUUCUUGCUACCAUAAUCGUUCUCUCCCGCAUCUGUGAACUCUCUUUGAAAGACCUGAUUGUGUGCUGUCUAGCAUUUUUCCCAACAGGAUGGGGUUUGAUCUUGGUUUCGCAAGCCGUGAGGCCAAAGAUAGAGGAGACGGGAUUGUGGGAUUUCACUCAGGUGUUUGCUCAAGCAUAUGAUUAUGGUAUGGGCGUUGUUCUUUUCACACCCGUAGCUUCUUUGGCAUGGCUCCCAAUCAUCUCAGCUUUCCAGACUCGUUUCCUUUUCAACGAGGCUUUCAGUCGAAGAUUGCAAAUUCAACAAAUUCUUGCCGGAAAGCAGAAGAAAACAUAGAUUCCCGUACAGCAGAGAUCAUGUAUAUAUGGUUUUUCCCCCCGUAAAUGGUCAAAUUGUUGCCCUCAUUCAUUUGUGAUACACCAGAAAUAGCACGAGCAGAUACAUGAGUGAGUGAUUCUUAUAGUUGACAGCACAGAAUUACAAGUUCAAUAAAGUAAAUAAAAUGUGCUUUGUUGUACA